AUGGGCAACGGUCCGUCUUUGGGUAACAGCCUUCUAUUUCCAGUACCCAAAUCUUCUUAUGACGAAACUCUCGAUCAACUAAUUUGGAUACCUGAAGACUUUGGGUUUAAUAAAAGGAGGUGGGAACACAAAUCAUUUCCUGCAUUGUGGAUAAAAUCUGCUAAGCCCACAAAAUGUAUAAUAAUAUAUUUCCAUGCCAACUCGUGUGAUAUUGGACAUAUUCAACCUGAAUUGCAAGUAAUAAGUGACUACUUGAACGCUUCGAUAUGUGCAGUCGAAUUUCCCGGCUAUGGCAUUCCCCCUGAUAGCAUUUACCCUAAAGAAUAUCCAAAUGGCGAUGAUAUUAAUCGCAGAGGUAUUUCUGCAUUUAAUUUGUUCGUCUAUUUGGGUGUGCCGGCUUCCUCGAUUGUAUUUUUUGGUCGUUCCAUUGGUACAGGUCCCGCAUGUAGAAUAGCAGGGGAUCUAGGCAAGAAAGGAGUUAAAAUUGGAGGAGUGGUGCUACACGCCCCUUAUAUGUCAGUGCAUAAAAUUGUACAAGAUUAUUCUCCACUGGGUACCUGGAUUAUAGAUAAUUACUGGGAUAACGAGGCAUCUAUACUUGACAUGGCCCCCAAUACACCUCUUCUGAUAAUCCAUGGUUUGGAUGAUGAAAUAAUUAACGUAAUUCACGGCAAGACACUCUUUGAUAAAUACGAAUCUAAGUUCAAAAUGGGCUACUUCCCCUCUGAAUCAUACCACAACGAAUUCUAUAUUAUAGAUGAUAUUGCAAUGCCAUUUUUGGAUUUUUUGAGAACAAAAAGCAACGUUAAUGAUAAUCAGCCCUUUGACAUUGAUGUACCAAAAGUUUACAUGAAUAAGCCGUCUAGGUUUAACAAGAGAGCUGAACCUGUGAGAUCUACGUCUCGAGAUGUACACAUUUGCAACUUGAGAUCAACUUCCCUGCCUUCAUUUGGAGAGACUGAUAUUUUAAAAUCCAACAGCAAAAAUAAUUCAGGCAGAGCUGAAUCAGCGCGAAUGACUAACAGCCGCACCGAAAGUUCUAGGGCAUGUAAGGCCCAAACAUCAGGCCCUUGUGGAAUCUUCAGAAGAACUGUUAAUCCAUUGUCUCAAAAGAAGGGUUCCAAAUCAACCUCGCCGACUGUUGAUGAAAAGCCAUUAUCAAAUUACUUGGAUCAAUUAACUCAAAGGGGCGCCAUUUCCCGCGAAUUCGUCAAUGAGGUGGUUGAUCAUGUGCACGAGACGGUGGACACCCUUGUUGACACUGCGGCUGAUGAUAUGAAAUAA
Messenger RNA from Babesia microti strain RI, 1284 nucleotides. RefSeq names its product alpha/beta hydrolase, putative. Gene Ontology annotation, molecular function: palmitoyl-(protein) hydrolase activity. The record is from RefSeq and is a predicted model, not a curated record. The transcript is spliced from 6 exons. The coding region runs from base 1 to 1284 and encodes 427 amino acids. Lineage: Eukaryota; Apicomplexa; Aconoidasida; Piroplasmida; Babesiidae. Gene Ontology annotation, cellular component: membrane.